Penicillium subrubescens is the source of this 951-nucleotide messenger RNA. RefSeq lists its product as uncharacterized. The coding region runs from base 1 to 951 and encodes 316 amino acids. The record is from RefSeq and is a predicted model, not a curated record. NCBI's taxonomy places the organism in Eukaryota, Fungi, Ascomycota, Eurotiomycetes, Eurotiales, Aspergillaceae. The transcript has 2 exons.
AUGGGCGCAGAGAACCUCGUUAGACGACUGAACAUGAACUCCUCGCUCCCUCUAUUCCCUGCACAGACCGGCCUGGUUAACCACAUUUCGACCCGACAGACCAGCCCUGGACAAAUCAUAGUACCCACGGAGUUUGUAAAAGCAGGGAGCACCCCACGUGAGGUGAUUGCGCCUACAUCCAGUGCCAAUGAGACGACACCCAAGGCGCCCAAGCUCUCACGCCGUAUCGACUUGGAGUUGCCAGAAACCGCCAGCGAGCGUUCCGACAGCAACUUUGCGACCACCUUGGAUGCCCAAACUGGCCAGGCCAUCUUGGAGCAACUACGUUCAGCCGAGGAGGAGCCGUCGGAUCCUAUCGUCCACCAACAGCCUGACGCGCCUGGAAUUCCUACCGCUAUGCCGGUUACCGAGUUUACCAAGCCGCCCAAACUUCUGGGAAGAUUAAAGAGCAUCCCCGGAUCAAUUUUUGAACUGAAUCUCCGCCUAGACGGCCGGAUGACCUCGUGGGGCCGUGGACCCGACGCAACAAUUCGUUAUCCCGACAACUUGGACGUGCGUAUUCCCGCCUACGCAAUCGAAAUCACCUUUUGGGCCCCGGGACUUGAACGUCGGAUCGCUGAAGGCCAAGAUUGGACGCAAGUCCCUGGCGUGAUGGCCGUGCUUUCCACAAAAACACGCAAAUGCAUCUGGGUCAACGGCACGGAGCUACGCAAGGGUGGGCCAGAGGGUCUGCAGUUCGGCAAGCUCUACACGGGUGAUAUCAUCACCAUCUACAAGCAUAAAGACAACGGGGAGUUUUUGCAACUCCGAUGCGAGUUCUACCAUGGCGAGAGCGCACAGCCCCGGCCCGAAUAUGAGGCUGGGUUCGUGGUGCGCCAAGCGCUCGUAGGCAAGUCGGACAGUACUAACCGGUUGUCUGUCCGGCCGAGCCGCAUGAAGGAAGCCGAGUGA